Messenger RNA from Closterium sp. NIES-67, 1569 nucleotides. NCBI's taxonomy places the organism in Eukaryota, Viridiplantae, Streptophyta, Zygnematophyceae, Desmidiales, Closteriaceae. The record is from the annotation of a GenBank genome assembly.
GCUUGUCCUGGGCACUUAGUUCGUCACAAUCUGGGAACAUGCCGCCGUUGCCCUAACUUGUGGAGGAUUUUAUUGUAGGGCGAAAUCUCGAUUGUCGCCACCCCUCUCGUCAUACUACGGGGCUUCCUCACCUCAGUAUCUUUCCUCGUGGCUUGUCACCCACGCUGCGCCGCGAGCAAUCGAGAAAUCAAAGUCCCUGAUCCAAGAAGUCCCCGAUCUCGCUCGCACCUCGCGCUUUCUCCCCCCGGCCCGCCUCGCUGCGCACGCCUCCGCUCCCUCGAAACGUUUCUUCUCAGGCGCUCCGCCCUCGAUUGAUUUUUUCACCUGCGCUGAUAAUUCCUGAUUCUCCUUAUUAAUUCCUCCGAGCCAGAAUGAUUCUCUUAGGAAAGCGCCUCUACCACUUCCUCCCCCCUGACCCCGAAAACGGCAUUCCUUCCGCCACUCGCGGCGAUGACGAUGGUGCCUCACUGCCAUGGCAGCUUUUCCCCGAAGCGUCCCCGGUCGCCCGCAAGCCCGCCUCCCGCUAUACUGAACGUGCGUGUUCCAAGUGCGCCUCUCAACUCACGUCCGCAUCCACAUCAGCACCCACAUCUGCAUCCACGUCUACAUCCACGUCUACAUCCACGUCUGCAUCCACGUCAGCAUCCACGACUGCACCCACGUCCCCCAUCGCGUACAAUCGAGAGUCGCUUUCCCCCACCUCGCGGUUCCCCACGUCUCCGCCAUCCCCCUCGCCUCGCGCUAUCCCCUCCGCCGCUCUCCCCGCCUCCACCAGCCUCCCACCUCCGCUCCUCCCCGCCAGCCCGCGCGGUGACUCCCCCUUCCCCGCCUCGCGCCACCUCUCUCUUCCCGCCGUGCGCAUCUCCCGCUCCCCACCUCCGCCCUCGAGGCAGCCGUUUGACCCUGAUUUCCGCUGCUCUUGCGCGAUGGGGUGUUACCCGAGGGUUAAUAGCGACAGCAGCGGCAGUGAGGAGGGAGGAGGGGAGGAGGGAAUAAGCGAGAACGGCGAUGGCAGUAGCUGCAGCGUCUGCUCCGAUACUUGCGGCGGAGGCGGCGGCGGCGGUCACGGCGACGAGAGUGAGCCGUGCAGCCCCCUGCCCGUGUCUUACGGCGGGUGUGGCUCGUUACGCGCUGACGACAGCGACGGCGACGAUCUCGAGGACUGCGACGUUCUGAGUCGUUCAGGCGACGGCGUGAAGGGGGAUGACGAAGCGACGGGAGAAGCAGCCAUGGAUGGCGGUGAUAACGGCUUGUCUCUGGCCGCAAUUUCCAGGGACAGCAGCCAUGGCAGCGGAGCGGGUUAUGGCAAGAGUGGCGGCGAUGGUGGAGAUACGUCAGCACCUACCAGCGAGUCAGGCGCUACUAGCGAGUCAGGCGACCUGUGUUACUCUUCAUCUCGUGGUCACAGUCGCGGUCCUGAUGAUGAUCGUCCAAGCGCCACGCCUAUCACCACCGCUGCCGCCGCAGCAGCCACAGCCGCUUCUGCCGCCGCUGCCGCUGCUGAUCCAAGUGCAGAUCCUACAAGGAUACCAGGGAAAGAGCAAGGAGCGACUUUGCAAAUGGGUGCAG